CGGCUCUCGGCUCCCGUCCGUGUCACAGUGUGUACCAUAAAAGUCGUUUCAGUGAGAGUUUGCGAUCCCGCGGGUACGGUCGGAACUAACGGGAAUUCCUUAUCAGCGUUUUGUACGCGAAUUUGUCGCGGGUUAGCUGCGUGCGUGUGUGGCCGUGGUGUGGCAAUCAUUUUUGCAAAGAAAAGAAAGAUCUCCCCCCCCCCCACAAAAAUCUGUACAAAUCAAAAGCCUUUUCAAAUUGAUUGAUUCGAUCGGUACAAUUCGUGGGAAAAUGUGAAAAAAAAACGAACGGAGAACCCACAGAAAAUCCCUAAAACAGAAACGCGUGCGUUUCCAGUGCGUUUCAAGUGCGUUUUUAGUCGCGUCAGUGUCAUCGUUGUCGCUGUAGCAGCAGCAGCAGCCCACACACAAAUUGUUAUUGCAAUCUGGGCUGAAAUAAAUUGUAAUAUGUUGCUCGUGCAGCGAAAAGUGUAGCAAAGGAGUUUUUGCCACACAAAAGGAACUGCAGAGCCCGCACCUGCACCAACGAAGCGUCAGAGCAGCCACUGCCAUCCGUUUGCAGAUUGCAAAAACCUAGAGAAGCGGCACACAGACAUCGUGAGAGCGCAGAGGGGCCAUCAUGGGCCGGGCCUCGUUGUACUAUUGCUGCUGCCUGCUGCUGGUGUGCCUCGUGCUGUCCACGCUAAAUGGUCGAGCGGCUGGAGCAACACGUGUUCGUGUCAGCUCCUCCACGACCAUGACACGCAACAUUGAGGAGGAGAAUGCUUUACUUUUGCUUUUGGCUGGUCCGCCCGUUCUGUCCGAGUCCAUAAUGGGCACCGUCGGCCGACUGCCCUGCAACGUGACGCCGCCCAUUUACGAGGAUCGUGUGGCACUGGUUAUCUGGUACAAGGUGGGCCUGAAGACGCCCAUUUACAGUGUGGAUACGCGGGACUCGAACUUUGCCCAGGGCACCCACUGGUCAGAUGAAACGUAUCGGGAGCGCUUGUCCUUUCACGUGGAAGGACGUGCCGGCACGCUGAGCAUCAAGUCAACAACGGAGGACGAUACGGGCGAGUAUCGGUGUCGCGUGGACUUCCAAAAGAGUCCGACGCGUAACUCCAAAGUGAAUUUAACAGUCAUAAUACCGCCCGAAUCCGUCAUCAUUUUGGACAGCAAGGGGGCGACCAUUAAGGACCACACCCUGGGGCCCUACAACGAGGGAUCCGCCAUCAACAUUACGUGCGUGGCCAUCGGCGGUCGACCACAGCCGAGGGUUACCUGGCUGCAUGGGAAUACCAUCUACAAGAACGCCAGCGUCGGCCACUCCCUCUCGGAGCGCAGGGUGGGCAAUGUCCUAUCGCUGGCACGCCUGGAGCGCCGGAAUCUUCACAUGCAGCUUACGUGUCGGGCGGAGAACAAUAAUUUGACAACGCCAAUUAUCAGCAGCGUCGUACUCGACAUGAACUUGCGUCCUUUGAUUGUUAAGCUGCAGGGCGAGAAUCGCCCACUGUCGGCGGGUAACUCUUAUCAACUGAGUUGCGUUGUCAUUGGGGCACGUCCAGCGCCAACGAUUACCUGGUGGAAGGGCAGCAGCCCCAUGAAGAAUACCCACGAGAUUGCCAAUCCGGAUGGAAAUAUGACCACCUCCGUGCUCACAUUCACGCCCACCAUCGAUGAUCGCGGCAAGUUCUUGUCCUGCCGCGCCGAGCAGAGCAUGAUACCCGAGUCGGGCUUGGAGGAUGGCUGGAAAUUGGACAUUUAUCAUAUACCCGUUGUCAGCCUGGAGCUGGGCACCAACUCGCUGAAUGCGACACUGCGCGAGGGCAUCGAUGUCUUCUUCGAGUGCAACAUCAAAUCGAAUCCAUGGAUCUACAAAGUCAGUUGGCGGCAUAAUGGCGCCAUUCUAGCCAACAAUCCCGCCGAAGGCAUUGCGGUGUCCAACCAAAGUUUGGUGCUGCAAAAUGCCAGCCGUGCCCGCAGCGGCAUCUACACCUGCGUGGGCAGCAAUCGAGAGGGCGACGGCGAGAGCAAUCCCGUGCAGCUGGACAUUCGAUUUGCACCUGUCUGCCGCAGCAACCAGCGCACCACCUACAGCUCCGGGCGGCACGAGACGGUGAAGGUGGCCUGCGAGAUCGAUGCCAAUCCCAUGGAGGCCAGCUAUGUGUGGAAGUUUAAUGCCAGCCAGGGUGAGACCGUGGACAUACCCGCCUCCCAGGUGGCCGUGGACCGUGGACGCAGCAUUGCCCACUACACGCCCAUGACGGAGAAUGACUACGGCACACUGCUGUGUUGGGCCACCAACGAGAUUGGCGAUCAGAGCGAACCCUGCGUGUACACAAUAGUCCCUGCAGGCGAACCGGAUCCGUUGCUAAAUUGCACGGUGCUCAAUCAGACAUCGACGGGCUUCCAAAUCGAGUGCAUCGAGGGCUUUGAUGGCGGCCUGCAGCAGGACUUUAUAAUGGAGGUUUAUGUGAAUGGAACGACCCGCAAUCCAAAAUUUUCCAAAUCAAAUCGACCGUACUUCGAGGUGAGCGGCCUGGUGCCCGGCAUGGGCUACAAUGUCUUUCUCAUCGCCAACAACAGCAAGGGACGUAGCAAUGCGACCAUUUUGCAGGUCUACACACUGAAGGAUCCCGAGAAGCAAACGGUUAGAAUCACAUUUACAAAAUUCUAUCAGGGUGUAAGGCCCACCAGCACCACAACCACCGCAAUGGCCACCAGCAGCGACUGCGUCUGCGAUGAGGAGGAGUUCCUGGGAGUGGGCAAGGGCAAGGGCUUGGUCCACGAUGCGGGCCAGGAUCAGGCGACCGAAGACCUCUCGUUGGCCUAUGCACCCGUCAUCGAGGACAUCCGGCCCUUCCUGGGCAUACUGGCGGGCAUUGUGGGCAGCGUGUUCCUGGUGGCACUCAUCAUUGUGAUUGUGGUGCGAGUGCGCGGCUCCUCGGGACGCGAUCGCAAUAAUUACUCGCAUCCGGGCAGCGGUGGCAGCGGUGGAGGCGGCACAGGAGGCGGAGGAGUGGCAGUCGCUGGCACGGGUGGACCUGCUGGCACCACAGCCAAUGGCAAUGGCAGCCUGGGCCUCCUCGCGAGCAACAACAAUGGCAGCCUGGGCAUCGGUGGCACACUGGCGCACAAUGGCGGGCAAUCAGUGCAGGAUAUGCAUCGCAUUGGCCGGGACACAUGCCACGUGACGAGCAGCCUGGAUAGCAUUGACAAGAAUCCGGACAUCAUACCACAAGAUGGCCACGACGUGGAUGAUGAGUGGACGACAACGAAGGGUCAUAAUCGCGCCUAUGCCACGGCGGCGCUGGCCGAACAGAAUGCCGUCAUUACCUCCAGCACCUAUGAUCACCUGAUGCCCACAUAUGCGGUGGUUGACAAGAAGACGGGGGGCUUACCCCCAGGCAGCGGUCAUGGCCAUGGCCCGUAUAUACAGUAUAAUACGCUUAUUCCCGUUAGCAAAAUGGGCGCUUACGCCAAUCAACAACAGCAGCAGCAGCAGCAGCAGCAUCCACACACACAUCCGCACCAGCAUCCGCAUCAGCAUCAACUCCAGGCUGGGCAGCAGCAGCAGCAGCAGCAGCAACAGAAGACUGAACUCAGCUACAGCGAUUUGACAGCACCCAUGGUGGGGGUGGGUGGCAGCGCCGUGGGCGUUCAGCGCUUGGCGCCAUACUGCAGCGCCACAUUGGGCCGACCGGGCCGUGGACAGGCGGAGCUGAAGCGGGCCGAACCGAAUAUCUACUCGCAGGUAAAUGUCAUGAUGGAUGAUGAGAUUCUCGCCGACCUGCAGGCAGCCACAGCGGCCGGUGCCGGUGGCAGCUAUGUGGCCGGGGCUGUGGUGGACAAUGUGGGCGGACGGGGCGCCUCCCCAUCCCUCUACCUGCAGGGCUAUGCGACGCGUAUCGAUUUGGCACACCAUCCCAUGCCCAUGUACUCGACCAGCCCGAUGUUCGCCACGAAUGGCGGCACCAUCACCGGAGUCACCAUGUCACAUCCAUCACAGUUGGCCACCUUCUCGCCAACGCCGCCGCCGCCCAUCUUCACACACAGCGUGAUGACCGCCACCGGCGAGGGUGGACUACUACAGCCGGUGACCUGCAUGGGUCUUGUGGCAGCCACGUCUUCAGCAGCGGCAGCAUCGGGACAGCAGCAGCAGCAGCAGCAACAACAUCUCCACCACCAGACAACGGCCAAUGGCGGAAACGGAAGCAUUGUCGGCGUCAAUGUGGGCAUGAGCCUUUAUGGCAGCGAUGUGGGUGUCAAGCCGCAGCUGCUGAAGACUGUGCCCGAGGAGAUGCACCAUCAGCUGAAUGGCGAGGACGUGCUGAUCGCACAGGAUCGUAAUCAUGGCACUGGGACACGCUUCUGACGCUAAGCCUUGAGGAGUGGAGAGAGCAGCAGCAGCAGUCGAACGUAGAGGCUGCCAGCGAGGAACACACAGCGGGAAGGAUCAGCCAAAUCAAAACUAAGAAUAGAAACCCACAGGAGGGUGUUAUAAUUGGUAAACAAAUUGACUAUAAGUUGUAUGUGAUGGCGGCAGGAGUCUAAGGAUUGGUUUUUAAAAGGAGUCCUGGCACGGGCACGGCCAUUAGAGAUGGCUAAUGGUUAACGGAAGGACGAACCUAGGAGCUAGGAGCUAGUUAGGGCACUUUUUAAGCGGCACAGUAGAUGGAUGGAAACCUGUAAAAAGAUAACAAUAAAAACAAAACAAGUUUUGCAUAAAAGCGGAAGCCAGAACGGAAGCCCACUUAGUCCUGUAAGAUGUCGUGUAAAUUAUGGAAUACAAUUAGCAUUAAUAGCUCCUAAUUAUGGCUA
This is a messenger RNA of Drosophila guanche, 4800 nucleotides long. RefSeq names its product nephrin. The record is from RefSeq and is a predicted model, not a curated record. The transcript has 21 exons. Gene Ontology annotation, molecular function: protein binding. Bases 620 to 4354 code for a protein of 1244 amino acids. NCBI's taxonomy places the organism in Eukaryota, Metazoa, Arthropoda, Insecta, Diptera, Drosophilidae.